Molecule: messenger RNA, 608 nt
Organism: Triticum urartu
Lineage: Eukaryota; Viridiplantae; Streptophyta; Magnoliopsida; Poales; Poaceae
Product: photosystem II 10 kDa polypeptide, chloroplastic
Biological process (GO): photosynthesis
Cellular component (GO): thylakoid membrane; photosystem II; photosystem II oxygen evolving complex
Source: RefSeq, a predicted model, not a curated record
UUACCCGUGAGAGAAACUAAAUUGAACUGAAAGAGAGUGAACCAGUGAGCAAGCGUUUAACAUGUCUGCCUCUGUCAUGGCGUCUUUGGUUCUGAAACCAUCUCCCUCUCCACUGUUAGAACGAGCGAAGCUUCGAGGCGCGCGACCAUCGGCGAGGCCAUCGCUGCUCAUAGUAGCCAGCAAGAAGGCGAAAAAGGUCCAGACUGCCCAGCCCUAUGGGCCUGGUGGUGGAGUGGUGUUCAAGGAAGGCGUUGAUGCGUCCGGAAGGGUAGCCAAGGGGAAGGGUGUUUACCAGUUUGCCGACAAGUAUGGAGCAAACGUUGAUGGGUACAGCCCGAUAUAUACACCAGAAGAAUGGUCUCCAAGUGGUGACGUUUAUGUUGGAGGAAAGACAGGGCUGUUUCUCUGGGCAGUGACUCUUGCUGGAAUUCUGCUGGGCGGUGCUCUUCUUGUCUACAAUACUAGUGCAUUGGCUUCUUGAAGCCUGUGCGGCAAACCAAAAUAUGCACCAAACGAUGUGUAUUGUACGGGUUACAAAAGUAACGACAUAUGUAACUGGAUGUAAAUAUCAGUACCCGCAGUCAAUAAUACCGAUAAUUAAUUACUAA